Messenger RNA from Setaria italica (foxtail millet), 1267 nucleotides. Its product is annotated as peroxisomal membrane protein 11-1. The record is from RefSeq and is a predicted model, not a curated record. Gene Ontology annotation, biological process: regulation of peroxisome size; peroxisome fission. The coding region runs from base 148 to 861 and encodes 237 amino acids. The transcript has 8 exons. Gene Ontology annotation, cellular component: peroxisomal membrane. NCBI's taxonomy places the organism in Eukaryota, Viridiplantae, Streptophyta, Magnoliopsida, Poales, Poaceae.
CUCCAAACUUGUCGGCCAGCGGAGGAAGAGCGAGCUCGUCCCUCCACGUACUUGUCAUCUCAUCUCAAUCCAGUGAAGUAGCUGAGCAAGCUACUCCAGCAGGACUUCCUUUCCUUGGAAGGCCUCGGCUAACACCAGGACAGGAAGAUGGGCUCGUUAGAUGCCACACGAGCUGAGCUCGGCCUCGUUGUUCUGUACUUGAACAAAGCCGAGGCUAGGGACAAGAUCUGCAGGGCAAUUCAGUAUGGAUCAAAGUUCAUAAGCAACGGGCAGGCUGGCACCGCACAGGACGUCGAUAAAUCAACCACGAUAGCUCGAAAAGUUUUCCGUCUCCUCAAGUGGGUCAAUGAUCUGCAUGCUCUUAUCAGCCCAGCUGCAAAAGGAACUCCUCUGACACUUGUCCUGCUUGGCAAGUCCAAAAACGCUCUGCUUUCGACGUUCUUGUUCCUGGACCAAUUUGUGUGGUUAGGACGAACAGGGAUAAUCAAGAACAAGGAGGCUACGGACCGGGUUGGCAGGAUAUCCCUAUACUGUUGGAUGGCUUCUUCAGUCUGUGCAAGUCUAGUUGAGCUUGGAGAGCUUAAGAGGCUAUCGAAAUCAAUGAGGAAGCUUGCAAGAGAGCUGAGGGACACAGAUAAGUACGAGAAUGAACAGUACCAGAAUAAAAUGAAGCAGUCAGAUGAAAGGCUCCUGGCCGUGGUGAAGGCCGCCAUGGACGUGGUCGUGGCCAUCGGGCUUCUUCAGCUAGCACCUAAGAAGAUCACUCCCAGAGUGACAGGAGCUUUCGGAUUCAUCACCUCGCUCAUCUCCUGCUAUCAGCAACUUCCUUCCCGUGCUCCUGUGGCCAAAGUCAAGGUUUGAGGGGUGUCGCAACCAAAUUGGAGUCAUCGCUGGAACUUGAGCUGUGCGUCAGCCUGGAUCGUACCAUAAUUAUAUGCGCGAGUAUAGAAUACAUGGAUGGAUUGGCAGCGCUCCUGCCUUAUUUUUAGAAAACAGAAUCAGAUUUACUAGAUGUCAAAUGCUUGAUUUUUACCUUUAUCUCAAUCGAUUCUUAGAGUCAUCAGAUCUGCAUCAGUAGAUGUUGCGGUAGGAAUUUUUUACGUGCAACAUUGUUGUGACAAGCAUACGAUGAUGUUUGCAGCGGUGAAGUGGCACUCCAACCAUAGCAACGAAUAUUGCAAUAGGGAACUUUUACUCCUAGCAACGUAAUUGUGUUGCGGCGAGAAAUAUCAUAUGUUGCAAUAAGUUAGGGGAAUGGCCUAACUCA